This is a messenger RNA of Dentiscutata erythropus, 843 nucleotides long. The record is from the annotation of a GenBank genome assembly. Lineage: Eukaryota; Fungi; Glomeromycota; Glomeromycetes; Diversisporales; Gigasporaceae.
AUGUCUAAACGAAAACAAAAACAAAAUGAAUCAGUUUCAUGUGAUACAGAAACAGAUUCUAGAAACUCUAGUAAUGCAAGAGCAGGACGCCCACCAACAGGUGUUUGGAAAUUCUUUGAAAAAGGUACAUCAAGAGGUGAUGGUCAUUGGGAAGCUAAUCACUGUAAAAAGGUUUCUGAAGAGUGGCGAUGUCAUUUUAAUUAUAUUUUAGUUAAUAAUUUAAAAGAUAUCCCAACCGAUGAACCUCUUUAUAGCAUGUCAAAUACUGUAUCACCUUUAGUUAAGCGAAAAAAAAUAGCCAAACAACCUGAUAUAACUAAUUGUCAAAUAAUUAUGCAAAAUCAAGUUAAUGGUGGUGGUCUUAAGACAUAUAUCGAGACAAGAUGGACAAGUGUAUAUGAAUGUAUUUUUUCAAUUGUGCGACUUAAAGCCUGUUUAGAAGAAAUUCAAGAAAAUCAUUCUGAAAUUAUAAGUCCUGUAAUUUUAACAAUUCUUCGUGGUCGAGAUUUUUUUACUGAUAUGCAAUAUCUUUCAGAAGUUUUACUUCCAAUAAGAAAUGCAAUUUUAGCGCAACUUUGCCAUAUUCAUACUACAGAAGUAAGUCCUGAAAUAAUGGCAAAUAUUGCAGAAAGUGUCUUUAAAGAGUUAGAGGAGGAAACAGUAUUGGAAGAAGAAGACAUUGAAUUGUCGAAUCCUACACAUUCUAGAACUAGCUAUGAAGACCUUGACAUAAAUGAGUCUGAUAAUAACGAUAUACAAGAAGAUAGAGAAAGUGAAUAUAAUGUAGAUGACAUCAUUGCUAGACAAUUGGAUUAUGAAUCGGAUCAUUAUAAUUCACAAUAA